AUGGAAGAUGUGAAGCCAUCAAGUCCUUCCAAUGAUUCGCAUUCCAACCAUGGUGGCACAUGCACCAUAGAAGCUCGAUUCAUUGAUUUUUGCCAGAAUGGAUUAUCAAUGGAUGAGAACACUUUGACUGAAGCCACGAAGCUGUUCAAUGAGAGCAAACAUCUUCUGUUGUCAAAUAUAUCUGCCAUUGGGAGUGGGGCACCAGAAGAAACAGAACGGUACUGGUUUGCAUUUGUCUUGUAUUCUGUGAAAAGAUUAAGAGAGAGGGAAGCAGAUAAUUUGAACCAGGGCUCCAAUGAAACUGGGUUUACUUUAUGCGGCAUCUUGAGAGUUGCAAAGCUGAACGUCGUUGAUUUUUUCAAAGAACUUCCCCAAUUUGUUGUUAAGGUUGGUCAAAUAUUGAGUAACCUAUACGGUGCAGACUGGGAGAGGAGAUUGGAGGUAAAGGAGUUGCAGGCCAAUUUUGUUCACUUGAGCCUUUUAAGCAAGUACUACAAACGUGCAUAUGGGGAAUUUUUUUUAACAAUUGAUGGAAAUUCUAAGCAGUCUGCUGUUGCCAAUAGCAUGGGAUUUGUGUCCGACUAUCAUCGUUUUGGGUGGUUGCUAUUUCUGGCACUCCGUGUCCAUGUGUUCAGCCGUUUCAAGGACCUUGUGACUUGCACAAAUGGUUUAGUCUCUAUACUGGCUAUCUUGAUUAUACAUGUUCCUGUUCGUUUCAGAAAUUUCAGAAUUGAUGACUCUCGGUUUGUUAAGAAAAGUGACAAAGGUGUGGACCUACUUGCAUCACUCUGCCAUAUUUAUGAGACCUCAGAAGAUGAUUUGAGGACAACAAUGGAAAAGGCCAAUGAUUUGAUUGCAUAUAUUUUGGAGAAGAAACCUUGCUUUGCAUCCGAAUGUAGAACUGAAAACCUAGACUAUAUCGACACAGAUGGUUUGAUUUAUUUUGAAGAUUUAAUGGAAGAAUCAUCUUUGUCUUCCAGUCUAAAUAUUCUAGAAAAGAAUUAUGAGGAUGCAAUUCAUAGUAAGGGUGAAAUGGAUGAGAGGAUGUUUGUUAAUGAGGAGGAUAGCUUACUUGGUUCUGGGAGCUUGUCUGGAGGCAUCAUGAACAUAAAUGGGACCAAGAGGAAAAGUGACUUGAUAGCAUCCCCAGCAAAGACAAUAACAAGUCCCCUCUCCCCCUACCGUUCUCCCUCUACAUCUCACUCUAAUGGCAUCAUUGGGGUUGGCAACUCAAAGAUGGCUGCUACUCCUGUAAGCACAGCAAUGACAACUGCAAAGUGGUUGCGCAACGUCAUCUCUCCACUUCCAUCUAAACCCUCAUCAGAGCUGGAACGAUUCUUGUCAUCAUGUGACCGGGAUGUAACUUCGGAUGUGGUACGCAGGGCUCAGAUAAUACUGGAGGCUAUAUUUCCAACUGGUAUUCUUGGGGAGCAUUGUGUGAGUACAAACCUGAUGGACAACAUAUGGGCAGAGCAACGUAGAAUGGAAGCACUGAAGUUGUAUUAUAGGGUUUUGCAAGCAAUGUGUACCGCAGAGGCCCAAGUUUUGCAUGCAAGCAAUUUAACUUCUUUGCUAACUAAUGAGAGGUUCCACAGAUGUAUGCUUGCCUGUUCAGCUGAACUAGUUCUUGCCACCCAUAAGACUGUGACCAUGUUGUUUCCAGCAGUCUUGGAGAGAACUGGAAUUACAGCUUUUGAUCUUAGUAAGGUGAUAGAGAGUUUUAUUAGACAUGAGGAAAGUCUUCCAAGAGAAUUGAGACGACAUCUGAAUUCCCUGGAAGAACGACUGUUGGAGAGCAUGGUAUGGGAAAAGGGAUCCUCAAUGUAUAAUUCUCUGACAAUUGCAAGGCCAAUUCUUUCUUCAGAAAUAAACCGUCUUGGGUUGUUGGCCGAACCAAUGCCAUCGUUGGAUGCAAUUGCGAUGCGUAUUAACAUGUCUUCUGUGGGCUUGCCUCCUGUAUCGUCUUCACUAAAGCGUGAAGCUUCCCCCGGUCAGAAUGUGGAUAUUCGGUCUCCAAAGAGAGUAUGCACUGAAUAUCGUAGUAUGCUGGUGGAGCGGAAUUCCUUCACAUCACCAGUGAAGGAUCGCCUUCUGGCCUUAAAUAACCUCAAGUCAAAGUUGCCACCAGCUGCUUUACAGUCUGCAUUUGCUAGUCCAACAAGGCCAAAUCCAGGUGGUGGAGGGGAAACUUGUGCAGAAACUGCAAUCAACGUAUUUUUCUGCAAGAUUGUAAAGUUGGCUGCUGUCAGAAUCAGUGGCAUGGUUGAAAGGCUACAGCUGUCUCAGCAGAUUAAAGAGAGUGUAUACUGUCUUUUUCAAAAGAUUCUUGAUCAGCGGACACCUCUAUUCUUUAACCGUCAUAUUGACCAGAUUAUCCUUUGUUGUUUUUAUGGAGUUGCAAAGAUUUCCCAAUUGAAUCUGACCUUUAAAGAAAUCAUUUACAACUAUAGAAAACAGCCUCAAUGUAAGCCUCAAGUUUUUCGUGCUGUGUUUGUUGAUCGGUCAUCAGCGCGCCGCAAUGGGAAAAUUGUGCAGGACCAUGUCGAUGUCAUCAUAUUUUACAAUGAGGUAUUCAUUCCUGUGGUAAAGCCUCUACUGGUGGAGUUUGCUCCUGCCGGAACAGCUCAAAAAUCCUACAGGGUUCCAGAAGCUAAAAAUGAUAAUGACGAUCAAUGUCCUGGAUCACCCAAGACGUCUACGUUUCCCUGUCUUCCUGACAUGUCUCCAAAGAAAGUAUCUGCGGCCCAUAAUGUAUAUGUCUCUCCAUUACGGUCAUCAAAGGUAUUUAUCUUGCUUGUGGUAAUACCCCUAUGGCAUUUGUGGUAA
Ilex paraguariensis (yerba mate) is the source of this 2826-nucleotide messenger RNA. NCBI's taxonomy places the organism in Eukaryota, Viridiplantae, Streptophyta, Magnoliopsida, Aquifoliales, Aquifoliaceae. The record is from the annotation of a GenBank genome assembly.